Molecule: messenger RNA, 1353 nt
Organism: Elaeis guineensis (African oil palm)
Lineage: Eukaryota; Viridiplantae; Streptophyta; Magnoliopsida; Arecales; Arecaceae
Product: U-box domain-containing protein 9-like
Biological process (GO): protein ubiquitination
Molecular function (GO): protein binding; ubiquitin-protein transferase activity
Source: RefSeq, a predicted model, not a curated record
AUGGAUAAAUCGGGGGCGGCGGAGAGUGCGGCAGCUCCGGCGGAGGAUAAGAAGGUUGGGGAGCUGAAGAGCGAGCUGUGGAGACUGGUGAGGCUGAUCGUGGACGAUGACGACGGCCGGGUCGACACCUACGACGAGGCGGCGAAGGCACUCGCGGAGCUUAAGUAUCUCACGUUCGGAUCGCCGAAGGUCCCUCAGCACUUCUUGUGCCCGAUCUCCGGCAUGCUGAUGAGGGAUCCCGUGAUUCUGGUUUCAGGAGAGACCUAUGACCGGGCAUUCAUUCAGGAGUUGCUGAAUUCCGGGAACCGGACAUGCCUGCGCAGCCAAGAGGUUCUCUCCAACGCCAUCCUCACCCCCAACCACCUUCUCCGAACCAUGAUAUCAGAAUGGUGUAAGGAGCAUGACAUCCCUCUGCCUCAACCUUGGAGCCAAGAUGGCGGCCUGAUCACAACGAUAGGGCAUAAGCCCCUUCACGAGCUCCUCGACAACAUGUCUUCGCUUUCCCUGCAGAAGGAAGCCAUGAAGGAGCUCCGGCUUCUCACGAAGCACAACAAGGCCUCCCGAGCCCUCUUAGGGGAGAAACCAGAUACAAUCCCCCAGUUGCUCUCGGUUCUCUCUGCGCCAGGCUUGACUAGUGAUCCAGAGUUCCAUGACGACACUGUGACCACAAUUCUAAAUAUUUCAAUCCAUGAGAGGAACAAGAAGAUUCUCGGAGACGACCCCCGAGUCAUCCCUUUCCUCAUUAAUUCGUUGAAGUAUGGAGACAUGGCGACUCGGAGCAAUGCGGCUGCCGCCCUAUUCAGCUUAUCAGCGCUUGAUUCCAACAAGGUUAAGAUUGUUGAGCUGGGAGCCAUCAAACCCCUCGUGCAGCUCCUGAAGCAAGGUGGAGAAACUGCCAGGAGGGAUGCGGCAUCGGCUAUUUUUAACAUCUGCUUGGACCCCGAGAACAAGGAGAAGGCAGUGAAGGAAGGGGUAGUGGGUGUAGCCUGGAAGCGCGUCAUGGAUAAAUCUCUCGUAGAUGAGUCGUUGGCUAUCUUAGCUCUGCUACAACGUAAGCAAGAGGCAGUGUUGGAGAUCGGUGGGAGUGGUGGGGUGCCCGCCUUGUUUGGUAUUAUUAGGGAGAGCACCUCAAGAGAGAGCAAAGAGAAUGCAGUGGCGCUUCUCCACGCAAUCUGCAAGUGGGAUCCAGUGAAGCGGAGGAAGGCCUUGGAGGAGGAGAAUUUGAGCAACACGAUCCGUACUCUGUGUGAUGUAGGUCAUCGAGGGGCUUCUGAAAAGGCCGGGAAACUUCUUCUUCUGCUGUCGGGUGUAGAAGAGCGUAAGAAGAAAACGAGAGGAAUACGUAUUUUGUAA